Molecule: messenger RNA, 2069 nt
Organism: Acipenser ruthenus (sterlet)
Lineage: Eukaryota; Metazoa; Chordata; Actinopteri; Acipenseriformes; Acipenseridae
Product: BTB/POZ domain-containing protein KCTD14-like
Exons: 2
Coding region: 241-966 (241 amino acids)
Biological process (GO): protein homooligomerization
Molecular function (GO): protein binding
Source: RefSeq, a predicted model, not a curated record
AUGAGAUAUUUAUUUGAGUCAUGAACAGUUCCAGGGCAGCUAUUUAGUCAAAACGGCUUUCUGUUAAAUUUUGUAUUUGCAUUGUGAAAAUUAUGCAAGGUGUGGCUUCGAACAGGAGUCCUGUUCGGAGACCACACCCGCCUGCACCUGCUUGAGCUGAGUACAGACUGCUGAAGAACACAAAAGUGUAGGUUGCAAUUGCUGAGCGGGUCUGAUUGUACCAGACACUAGACAAGGAGAAUGAGCCUGCCAGACUACAAAUCACCGGGAAAACAAUCCACCACCAAUCUGCAGAACUCGCCCAUUAUAAACCUGAAUGUUGGAGGUCAGAUGUACUGCACGGCCCUGAGCACACUGAGAAAGUACCCCUCCUCCAAACUUGCAGAAAUGUUCAGCGGGCAGUCCUCACUGAAGACUGACGCAGAGGGGCGGUACUUCAUCGACCGGGAUGGGACCCACUUCAAACACAUCCUGGAGUUCCUUCGCAGUCAGCGCAUCCCCAGCGACAGUGGACAGGAGGUGUACAAGGAGGCCCUUUUCUACAACAUUGAACCCCUGGUCAAACAGCUGGAGGACUCGCCAGAAAGAUUCGGGGAGAUAGUCGGGAGGCAGCAGUUCCUGGCGCGGGUUCCCAACUACAGAGAGAACAUUGAGGUGAUCAUCAGAAUUGCCAGGGCAGAGGCAGUGGCCGCUCGCCAGUCCAGCGUGAUCGUGUGUGUUCUCAAGACCGAGGAGGACUCCACACGUUAUCACGAUGCUGUUAACAGCCUGGAUGGAGACAAAGAGUCAGUGGUGAGGUUCGGACCAUGGAAAGCCCCACCAGCUGUUUUAGAUUUGCUGGACUGUGUCAAAAUGGACAUUGAAGCCAGGGGCUAUAACAUAACAUACCAACCCCAUGUAACCGACAAAGGCUUCCGUUUCAAGUCGUACGAUUUCUUUUAUAAGUUUAUAUUCACCUGGUGGUAAUUGUAAAAUCUUAACCAUGUGCAAAAAACGUUUUUGUAUGUGCAGAAAAUGUUCAUUGACUCAGUGGAAAUUGUAUUUAAAAAGGAUUGCACAGUUGUGAUAUUCAGCCAAACACCAGGUGGUGCUAUGUGCUUAGUAAAAAAUAAUAAUAAUAAUAAUAAUUAAAAAAACAAAACAGUUUAAUCAAAGCUAAACAGUAUCAUCAGAAAGGGGAAGUGAUUUUUAGGCACUAUGUAUGGUAUUUAUAAAAGUCACAUGAGCACUAAACAUUUAUGUGUCCUAUAUACGGUGCUGUUUUUCACCAUUUUGAAAAUAAAAUAUGCAAAUCACACGCCGUGGGCCACAGUAAAAGGUGUGACAUGUGUGGGUUUUUUUUUUUUUUUUUUGUAAAAAAUGUAUUUCCUUUCCAAAGGCAAGACUAUUCUCAAUAUGCCCAGGCAUUAAGUUGCAUAUUGGAAAAUUACAAUAUGCUGCAAAAGUUGUGUUGCAUACAUGUACAGUACUGAUGUAAGGACAGGCAUUUAGGCCACAAUGAAGUACACUUUCAUUAUUUCAUGUUCUCAGAGGAAAGCUUUAAUUAUUUACAUACUCUGAAUUAUUAACCACCAUUUGUGUUUAAUACCCACGUGUAUAAUAAUAUAUGAUCACACUGUAUAUAUUUUUGCAUAUCUUUAUUGAUGACUAACAUAUGUUAUUGUUACAAAGAUUUUAUUAUAAAUGUUUAAUUUAGUGAAACUGUGUUUUGCAUUAAAUUAGGUGAUUCAGUGACAUGUUUAUUUUGGAUAGAAAUAUCCAUCUCUUACUUUUUUGUAUUAAUAUAUUUUAAUAGCAGAAGACAGGAGUUUGUUAUUGGAUAAAAUCACUGUUUGUGUAAGAAAUAAUGCAAUGUAAAUCAAAUUAUUAAAAAGAGAUGAGAAGUUCUAAUUAAUAAUAAUAAUAACAACUCUGUAAAACAAAAAUGAAAAAAGACUUGAUCUCCCCCCCAACUCCUGUAUAUGAACCCAACAUGGUGUUGCAUCCUUACAAUGAGUCUAUCCUGUUCAUUCAAAAUCUUUACUUUUACUAUCAUGAUAAAACACAGUAUAUCCAUGCAAGUGUAUUUC